UCUCCCCCUUCUCUCCCCCCCAGACGUCGCCCAGCCCAGCCAGCCAGCCAGCCGCCGGCAUCGCCUUUCUCCGGAGCGCAGCAGCCUCGCCACCGCGGAAGAUGAAGGCGCCCUUGGCCAUCCUCCUCCUGACCUCCUGCUUCUGCCUGGAUGGUGUUUACUCACUGGUCUGCUGGUCGUGCGACGGGGUCGAAUCGAACUGGGGCUGCUGGAGGAUGCAGGUCUGUUCCGAUGAGGACAACUACUGCGCCACCACGUAUACCGGUGCUGGGAUUGGUGGAUAUUCUUCACAGUCAAUCAGCAAGGGCUGUGUGCCGGUUUGCCCCGAAGUCGGGGUCAAUAUUGGCAUCGCGGCCAUGUCGAUCCACUGCUGUUCCUCGUUCUUGUGCAAUAUCAGCGGGGCCAACAGCAUCCAUAUCAACCACCUGCUGUUGGCCUUGGCUACCCUUGCCAGUUUGUUCUAUCUCUUUGGACCCAGGCUGUGAUGGAGAUGCAUCUCCUCCGGCGGCAUCGAGUGGCCGAACGUGGUCCAGAAAUUGUUUCUUGAGAAUGCCAUUCGACUGUUCUUUUUUUUAAUCUGAGAUUUUACUAGAUUUAUGGUGAUUCUUUUCUUUCUUUUGGGGUAUGGGGUGUUUUCUAGCAUUGCUUGGUGUUGUCAGGAGAUGGAAGCAUAGCCAAAAAAAAAAAAAAAAAAGAGAGAGAGAGAGAAGCUUUUGGGCCACAACUUCUCAAGUCAACUUUUUUAAGCUAUGUGGACUUCAACUCCCAGAAUUCCUCCAUGGAGCUACGCUGGCUGGGGAAUUCUGGGACUUGAAGUCCACACAUCUUAACAUCAAUGAGAUCUAGAAAUACUGCUCAAAUACUACUCUGUGGCAAAGUUUGAAAUCAUUACAGAGGCCUUAAAAUGUUUUUGCUUGGGUGAGAAGAUGCAGCUUUGGAUGAAGGUCUGUUUUGCAAAUGCGCUUCGUCUGUUACAUUCACUCUGUGAACUCGUUAAAAUAUAUUACAUUUUACACUAAGCACGAUUGUGGGGCGGCGCCGUGGGCUUUUUGAAUGGAAUAAACAUUUUGAUUCAUAACCAU
Crotalus tigris (Tiger rattlesnake) is the source of this 1082-nucleotide messenger RNA. RefSeq names its product lymphocyte antigen 6E-like. The coding region runs from base 102 to 485 and encodes 127 amino acids. Gene Ontology annotation, molecular function: acetylcholine receptor inhibitor activity. The transcript has 3 exons. The record is from RefSeq and is a predicted model, not a curated record. Lineage: Eukaryota; Metazoa; Chordata; Lepidosauria; Squamata; Viperidae.